AUGUCGCUCUACGCGUACGAUCGCAAGCCGGACGCGCCUCCCGGCCAGAAGGACAAGCUCGCUGCGCGGCUCGGAAAGGGUUCUUUCGGCGUCACCUACCGGAUGCGCAAGGUCGCUGGGAUCGAUGCGAGGCUGUACGCGGCGCGCCUACUCUCGAUGAUCGAGCACGAGAAUACGCUGCGCUUCUACGACGCCUUUUGGCAUGACACCGACGAUGGCCGCCUCUUCGUCAUCGUCACGGAGCUGCUCACCGGCGGCUCCCUCGCCGAGAAGAUCGCCGCCGCGCCGCCGCCGCCCGAGGUUGCAGCGCUGAUGCGGCAGGUCGCCUCGGGACUUGCGUACAUGCACACGCUCAACCUGCAGCACCGCGACCUCAAGCCAGCCAACGUGAUGCUCGACUCGACGGGCCGCGCAAAGAUGAUCGACUUUGGGCUCGCGUGCGUGGGCACCGACGCCUACAUGUCGCCCGAAAAGGCCAUUGGCAAGCGGUACGGGCCGGCGGAUGACGUUUGGGCGGUCGGGUGCAUCCUCGCGGAGCUGCUGCUCGGCCGCACGAUCGGCUACGUGGCGCUCGACGCGGCAAAGCGGCAGCGCGCGAUCGCCGAGGGCAAGUCCGCGAGCGAGCAGCUCGGCUCGUGGGUCGAAGGCUGUCUGCAGGAGAUCCCAGGGCGGCGCCCGGCGGCGGCCUUGCUGGAGCAGGGGCUGGCGUCGGGUGGCCCCGGUGCGCACGAGGCGGAAGAGCGCUCGCGGCGGGAGGCAGCGGCGGCUGCAGCAGCAGCAGAUGAGGCGGAGGAGGAGCGGAGCCGAGCGGCGUCACGCCGCGCCAGCGCAGAAAAGUAUUUUUCGGUACAAACCCUCCGCCUACUCGGCUACUGA
Emiliania huxleyi CCMP1516 is the source of this 876-nucleotide messenger RNA. RefSeq lists its product as hypothetical. NCBI's taxonomy places the organism in Eukaryota, Haptophyta, Isochrysidales, Noelaerhabdaceae. Gene Ontology annotation, molecular function: protein serine/threonine kinase activity; ATP binding. The coding region runs from base 1 to 876 and encodes 291 amino acids. Gene Ontology annotation, cellular component: cytoplasm. The record is from RefSeq and is a predicted model, not a curated record. The transcript has 3 exons. Gene Ontology annotation, biological process: protein phosphorylation.